CGGCUCUUUGCUGAGGCCUCAUGAUGAAGCGACGCAAGUGAGUCUCCUCGUUUUGCUCCAGGAGGUGAUUACGCCACGCCACACUGCAUCCAUCUACGGCAGGACAUGGCCCACUCUCUGGGCGAUGGGUGGGAGCGUGACCACUACCGUGAGCAGGAGGAGGAGGUGGCAGAAGAAGAGGAGGAGCAUGAGAGACACAUGGCUAAGAGUGGAAAAGGCAGACUGGUGGGCAGCAUGGAGCAAUGGGACCUCUCUUUCUCUCAGGAGAACCUUGAGGAGGUUGGACUCCUGGAAGAGCUGAGGCCCUACCAGGAUCAUCCAGCAGAAGGGGAACAGAACUUUGAUGGCAACCUUCAAGACUUCAUAAGCAACAGAAAGGCCAACUGGGGAAGCCCCCCGCCAGAUAACAGUGAGUACCAAGAGCAUGAUGGGACCCAGGAGGAUCUAAGCUUUGUUUCCUAUUGGCAACGGCAGAUAGACCAGCAGUUGAGCUUGACAGAAAAUGAGCAGGAUGGAGUCAGCUCUGAACAGCUAGAGAAGCAAGGAAGUGAUUCAGAAGCAGGCAGUGAGGGAGAGGCCUACCCUGAACUUUCUUAUGAGGGACAGUAUGGUUCAGAGUACAGUGCCAGUCCUGAGGCUUUAAGGGAUCCUCUGGCUUCAUAUAAGAAUGGUAAAUCCUACAGUUUUACCUCAGAAGGUGGGGAGGACUUCUCUGAGGGAUCCAAUGAGAGUCCUUCUCCUUCCAGAGAUGCUCCAGAUCGUAUCCACUUGAAGACAGAUUCCUUUGAGGUCCAGAGCUUCCUUGGUGACAGUUCAGAGUUUCCUGAGGAAACAGAAUUCUCCUCAUCGUCUAGGAGGAGCCCUGAGAGCCAUGUUCUCAUUUCGCCAGCAAAUUCCACACAUUGGACUCGGAACCUCUUGGGCCGACUUUCUGUAGAAGGCCUUCAGAAUUCUCCUGGAAUUGAUGCUGAGACUUUCCCGGAAUCCUCCUAUAUGGACAACCUGGGUGAACCUGUGGGGACUAAAGUCAUGGUGGCCUCUGCCAGGACUACCGAAAGAAUCAAAGCUAUGGCUAAGCAUAAGGGGGGCUCACUGGAUACAGCUGGGAGGAUGGAGAUUCCUCAUGACACAAGGCGUGUUGGUAACCGGCCACCAGAAAGAGGGAGGAAGCUGAAAGCAGAUGUACCUCAUGGGCUUCCUUCAAAAUUCAUCAGGCAGUCAAGGUCCCUGAGUCCUCAUGGAAGAGCUACCCAGAAAAGGCCCAGUUCACAUAAAUCUCGUCCAGCAACUCAAGUGACAUCAGUUGCAAGCAACGCCUCACAGUACGGCCGAGGGCAGCUCAACUACCCACUGCCUGAUCUCUCUAAAGUAGAGCCACGAGUUAGAUUCCCCAAGGAUCCACAUACUUACCACCCACCCCGGGGAAAGUCUCCCCCUGUAAGAUCAAAGAGCUCAGGGAAGCCUGUGAUCUUCAAAUCGCCUGCCGAGAUUGUUCGUGAGGUGUUGUUGAGCAGUGGGGAAGGCUCACCUCAGAAAUUCCCGACCCCCACUGACUCAGUGAUUCCAGAGGAAUUCAAAUCCCCCAGACAAGCCACAGAGCUAGUGCAGCAGCUUCAGGAGGACUACCACAAGCUUCUGACUAAGUAUGCCGAGGCUGAGAACACCAUCGACCGGCUGAGACUGGGUGCAAAGGUGCGCUUAUAUUCUGACCCUCCGAAACCCAGCCACAGUGUCCACAUGGGGACUAUAUCUCAGGGCUCCAAGGUCAUGACUUUCAGCAUCCCCCAAAUCAGAGUGGCAGAGGUGACAGCGAGGUCUGGUCCAGUUCCGAAUUCUGAAUCAAGUCAAGUGCCUUCGAUACAGCCGGCUGCAUCCUCCCUUCCCAAUUCCACGGCUGCCGGUGGUCCCAAAGCAGAUGGCUACACCUCCAUGGAAAACUCCUUCUCGGGGGAUCACAAAGCAGGUGGCUACACCUCCACUGCAAACCCAUUCUCAGGGGAUCACUUGACGAAAGUGUUGUCUGCCCAGGCAAGGAAGUGUCAAAGCCAGCUGGAAUCCUUGGAGGAGUUAAUUCGGACGGGGAGGCUGAUGCCGCAGGAGCAACUGAAGGCUUUUGCAAGGCUCAAGAAAGCCCAGGGCGCCCUAGAACAAACCUACCUGCAGGCCCGGGAGGAGCACAAGCUGUCGCAGAACCCCCAGGAAUCCACAGGGGCUCCAGGAGACUUUGAUCCGGAUCGAUCAGUGGAAGGAGAGAUAUUCCGCCUGGAGAUGCGCUUAGAAGAGCUGAAAGAGAGAAUUGACCGGAUGUCUCAGACAGCCACACAAAAAGACUUUCAAGCAACCACACCCCCUAACUCUUCGCCAGCACGAGCUUCAGAUAUGCAGACAGGAUCCCCAACCCCAUCCGUUCAAGCCCCAACCCCAACUGUCCGCACUCCAUACCCUCAGGCUCCAAGCCCUAAGGAGAGCUCCGGUCAAGUCCAGCUGGCUGUAGAAGCAAGUUCCAUUGGUGAUGAGACUGAGGAAGAUGAAGAAGCCCUCCCGGAGCCCCUCUGCCACAAGCAGUUUCAAGUAGAGAAGGAUUAUGAUAACCUGCUGGGCCAUUACAGCAGCUUUAAGUCUUUGCCGGAAGUUAUGAGUUUUGAACAGCUGGAUCUAUACGACCAUAGCUUGUCGCCAGAUGCCAUAGAAAGUGCUGCUGCAGGGGAUUCUGGGACAAAGGACAACCAUCAGAGAAAGAUGCCUGAAGCUAAUGAAACCAUUUGCCUCUCAUCCUCACAGCAGCCACAGGAAAGGAAGCCUCCGGAGAUGUCGCUGGAAAAGACCAUCCACAUGCCCUCCAUCCGAGUGGAGGAAUCAGUUCCUCUGGGGCCAGCUGAGAAAAGUAGACCCUCUGCUGCAGUUCCCAGAACUUCCUCCAGGAGGCAGCAGGUGCUGCUCUCUCCUCGGGGAAGCAUGACAAGCAUCGUGGGCAGCACCGCUUCAGAACAUGUGGCCCGGAAGUCCUUCCAGAAGACAAAUGUGGCAGGAUCUGAGGAUUUACGCAUUGUGUCCCCAGAGACAGACAGUGGAUUUGUGGGGUCUGAAGCCAGCAGGGUCUCUCCCUUGGCUCAGCUGCCGAAACAUCUUUCAUCCCGCUCUAGGCCCCAUGGCAUGCUGGGAAAACUUCCUCCACAGAUGGCUGAUGCUGAUGGUCUCCUUCAUCUGACAUCUCGGAGGAUAGAACCUGCGGUGGUGGAGCUGCCAGAGACUGGCGUGUUGGGCAGGCACUCCCAACCAAAGGUUAGCAUGCAGAGACGCAGUCUUCACAGUGGUGGCUCCUUCCAGAUGGGCUCACCUCCCCAGUGGACUAACAGCAUUGCCAGUGAGGCGGAGCCAGGCACAGAUAGCACUCACACGGACUCUGAUGAUGAGGUUCACAGCAGAAUCAGCACUUACAGCGACCAUCCUGAUGAAGUGAGGCGUUCUCCAAGUAUCUCUGCUGCUUCUCUCUCCCCAACGAGAGCUCCCUGGCACAGCCUCCUGGACUCCCGCCUGGAACGAGACCAGGCUAUUGCGGCUUUGAAGAAUGAGGUCUCCCAGCUGCGGCAAAGCCUGGAGGACACCCUCCACCAGCCUUGCGGACCCCGGAAACAAUCAUCCUCCCCCCAGACCUCUAGGAUCCGACUGCCAUUCCAGGACAGGGCCCGCAACACCAAGAGUGCCAGUCUGAGAGGCAAAACACCAGGGAAAGGUACUGUUGGAUCUGAAGAGCCGUAUCAGGAGUCUAAGCCAGAAGGACAGGAAAGGAGAUUGUCUCUUCCACCAAAUGAGGCCCAGCUGGAUCUCAGCCCUUCAGUGUCAGAUGGCUCUCUGCUGAAGCCUCAGGAAAUUAAAUCCCAGGAAGCUACUUCUUCUACCGCAGAACCUCAAAAGCACUCCACCUUGCAAGGACCUUACACAGGAACACGGUACCCCUUGUCUAUCCCUUUGUCCCGAAAGCUGAAGGUUCACAAAGGACCCAGCUACUGCCCGCAUUGCCAAGAGGUCACAUUCCAGCCUGGAAAAGAACCCGAGUGUGAGCCAAAUGCCCGGGACACCGAAGGCCGUCAUCUCCCCUCCACUGAGUCAUUCAGACCCACCCAGCACAGCACUCCAGAGAAGAUGGCACCCUGCCCGCUGUGUAAGGAGACCAAGAACCGAAGCAGCAAAACAGCCCACGGCUUCUUUGAGGAGUUUGGUCAAGAAGCGGGGGUAGACUGCAGCAAAGAAGCCACCACAUCGUCACAAGACCACAGUGAGGAAAAGAAGCCCAGUAAUUGGCAGCAACCGCAGCAGCCUGGUCUAUGGUACUGGACUCUCCCAUCCCCAGCUGCAUCCAUUGGCUACGUCUCCACCAUUCCCCUGGCAGCUUAUCACCCAUCGUCCGUAAUCUACUGUGCACCACCAGCACCUACCUCAGCUUCCUCUCCAGCUGGUGUUCCUCUUAAUGUCCCCAGUGGGGAUCAACCCACCGCACUGAGAAUGCGGCCCUCAUGGCACCAACCCCCACGAGGCCACUCCUGCUCCCUGACGCUCAACUUCGAUGAAAUGCAGGACCUCAACUGGGCUCUGAACCAUGCUGUCGAAGCCGCCAAAGGUGUGAAGCUCACCACCAAGCGCCUGAGCAGGUCUCUCACUUCGGAACUCAGCAAAGCUCAACGCCUGCGGGGAUCUUGCCUCUUCUGAGAGCAGAGGACUUCAGGAGCCCACCCCCCUCCAACCCCUUUUACCAAGGCAAAAUGGACCAAGAUGCCCAAACUAGAGGAAAGAAGACAUUUUAAGGAAACAUCCCUUGUGUGUUUAUGUGCCAAAGAGCAACACCACAACCCCUUAAUCUUCCGGGACAUUGCCUUAGCCAGGGGGGUGGGGCUUAACAAAGCCACAAGCAUCAUAGAACUCCUUGCCCCAGGAAAACCGUCUAAAUCUAGGCUGGAAGGCAGAGUCUGGCACACCAGUGGUCCCCCUCCAUUGGGCGUUUUUGUCAGGCUUCAAAGGCGCCUGGCCUUCUCCUUCCUUCCUGCCACAUGAAGAAAAAGCAUAAUCGUUUCCUGUUUCUCGCACCACCUCCUGUCUGCCUGUCGUGCUCCUUCCACACAGAUGUGGGGAAAGGCUGAGUAAGAUGGCUUUCUAGUAACAACCCAAAA
Heteronotia binoei (common prickly gecko) is the source of this 5165-nucleotide messenger RNA. It is a transcript of the gene AKNA, whose product is annotated as AT-hook transcription factor. The record is from RefSeq and is a predicted model, not a curated record. The transcript is spliced from 22 exons. Gene Ontology annotation, cellular component: centrosome. The coding region runs from base 106 to 4707 and encodes 1533 amino acids. Lineage: Eukaryota; Metazoa; Chordata; Lepidosauria; Squamata; Gekkonidae. Gene Ontology annotation, biological process: neuroblast delamination; neuroblast division in subventricular zone; epithelial to mesenchymal transition.